This is a messenger RNA of Talpa occidentalis (Iberian mole), 1047 nucleotides long. Its product is annotated as olfactory receptor 151-like. NCBI's taxonomy places the organism in Eukaryota, Metazoa, Chordata, Mammalia, Eulipotyphla, Talpidae. Gene Ontology annotation, molecular function: olfactory receptor activity; G protein-coupled receptor activity; odorant binding. Gene Ontology annotation, cellular component: membrane. The transcript is spliced from 4 exons. Gene Ontology annotation, biological process: sensory perception of smell; G protein-coupled receptor signaling pathway. Bases 1 to 1047 code for a protein of 348 amino acids. The record is from RefSeq and is a predicted model, not a curated record.
AUGGAGGCCAGUGUUGUGAAAGUCAAGACUUGCAGUGGUUCAACGGGAGCGAGCAACAGCAGCAUGUGGAGUGAAUUCUUCCUUAUGGGCCUCACGGAUGACCCUCAGCUCCAGCCCCAACUCUUUGUCCUCUUCUUCUUCAUCUACGCCUUCACGGUGGUGGGAAACCUGGGCCUGGUUGCCCUCAUAAUGGUUAGCCCGAAACUCCACACUCCCAUGUACUACUUCCUCAGAAACCUGUCCUUUCUUGACUUCUGUUAUUCUUCGGUCACAGUCCCCAAAAUGUUGAUGGGGUUCUUCUCUGAGUGCCAAAGCAUCUCCUUCUCUGGUUGUGUGAUGCAGAAUUCUUUCUUUCUUAUAUUUGGAGUCACUGAGUUCUUCAUCCUGGCCUCCAUGGCCUAUGACCGCUAUGUGGCUGUCUGCAACCCUCUGCUCUACCACAUUACCAUGUCCCCAAGACUCUGCUUGAAGCUAGUGCUUGCCAGCUAUGCAGUGGGCCUGAUGAACACGGUGAUUCUCACGACCACAGUUUUUCAUCUGAUCUUCUGUAAGUCCCGUGUCAUCACCCACUACUUCUGUGAUAUUCUUCCCCUUUUAAAACUCUCUUGCUCUGACACACAGAUCGUGCAAUUUAUCAUCUUUGCCUGUGGUGGCUUUAAUGUGUCUGCAUCCUUGGCCGUCAUUCUGGUUUCCUACACAUAUGUCUUCCUGGCUAUUUUCAGAAUCCCCUCUGCCACAGGCAAACACAAAACAUUCUCCACGUGUGCUUCCCACCUGACUGCUGUCAGUCUGUACUAUGCAACCACAGUGUUCGUCUACUUGCGUCCAUCCACUGAGUACUCAGGAAGUAAGGGCAGUCUGGUUUCUGUCUUCUACACGGUGGUCAUCCCCAUGCUCAACCCAAUUAUCUACAGUCUCAGGAACAAAGAUCCCUUUACUGGAGAAGUGGUGGCGAGGGACCCCAAGGACAAAAGCUAUGCUCACUCCCUUUUGUCAGUUUCCAACUCAAGUGACCAGAUGAUGGAUGAAUUUGAGUCCUCUUUCUGA